Molecule: messenger RNA, 1470 nt
Organism: Botrytis cinerea B05.10
Lineage: Eukaryota; Fungi; Ascomycota; Leotiomycetes; Helotiales; Sclerotiniaceae
Exons: 2
Coding region: 971-1333 (120 amino acids)
Source: RefSeq, a predicted model, not a curated record
GAGCACGUUUGUAAACAUCAUGUCGUAAGGUCACUUUAGCGAAGAGGCUAGGUUGGAUUGCGGAGACUGGGGUAGAUUUCACAUCUAGCGCAUUCAUUUGAUGUAAUGAACAUAAAAAGGCAAUACCUCUGGUGGAAACAUAAUGAACUCGACGCCAUAUUAUCAAGAAUCAGAACAAGAUCCACUUUCAGGUGUCUUCUUUUAAACUUUGCCUCUGGUGCAGAAUGUAACUACAAUUCUCCAUUUUCAAAAUCGCCAUCGGAUCACCGAACAUUAUCUUCAUCACGAAGCAUAUCUCAACCCCUCACUAUCGGGGAACUACUUCAUGGAAAUUCCGGUCGAAUAUAUCAAAUAGAGAAAAUCUUAUGCGAGAGGUCAAAAGCUACGCUGUGUGUUUAUAGAGCAAGGUGAUACAAAUACUCACAACUUCAACCUAUCAUCCAAUAAAUCACAAAGCCCAUUUUUAUAUCCAGCGCGGAGGGGAGAGAAUUCGUCGUCAAAAACUGUCUCAAGGGUGAUUUUGAAUGUCAACAAGAGCUUCAGAGACGUCUAGCUUCACAUCGCAAUUUGCGGACAUUCGUAGAUACUAUUCCAGAUCUCGAACUAUUUGUCUAUCAUUUUCUCAAGGACAAUCUUCUUCAGUUUUGCCAGAGAAAUUUGCCUGUGGAGAUUAGGAAAGGUAUUCUGAAAAGCUCUCUGAUUGAAUUGGCUGAAUUGCACGAUAUGUCCAUCAUUUAUGGAGGUAAGGGGAUGUUUCACGAUAUAUCAAACCAAACAAUAUCCUUCUUGACUAGAGGAGACAGCUAACAAGCUUCUUCACGUCACAAGCGUCCGCGUCUCGGAUCUGGAAGAUUCUGUUAUUCUCUCUCCUGGCGCAGGAAUAGUUGGCGGCGAACUCGGCAAACAAUUUUGGCGCAGCCCGGAAUCUUGGUGCAAAGCAAAGCAAAGCGUGUCUUCUGACAUCUUUUCUAUGGGCAUAGUUGCCAUCUAUAUUAUGGAUAAACAGAUGAUAUCUUAUGACGGUUUGAAAAGCGAGGAUUUUGUCGACGGCGAGGCAUGGAACCAAAUUAUAAUGAGGCAUAUCUCAUUUUUCUGGAUUCAAGAUGACUAUCUGGAAUUUCUAGAUCACAUCGGGGAGGAUAAUCCGUUUUUCGAUCGUGUCAUCGAUAUGGUCAAUGAAUUUAAGGGUCCGAUGACACCUGUUCGAAAAUGGUCUUAUCUUGAUGCAAAUUUUAGAGAUCUGGUUGUGAAUAUGGCGAGGUUGGAUCCUUCAAAUAGGCUCAGUGCAAGGGAGGCUUUAGAACAUCUAUUCUUCGGCAGUGACAAUACUUAAUCCAUAGCUACCGGCGAGGUGAGAAUAGAUUUUGGCAAAAUACCCAAGAUAUCAUCAUGAGAAUCUGUAGAGGUAGAAAAUUACCAGGUAGGUACUGCCUGAGUGAGGCCUGUCAAAAAUUGUUCUAUAAAGUUUCA